AGAGGCCAGAACCCCUCCAUUCCCCCACCACUCUUUUCCUACAACUAGCAAAACAAGCCAAGUUCAAUCCUCCCAUUUCUUCCAUUGCUGCUACCCAAUAAUCUCCCAGCCGUCUCUGAGAAGCGGUCGAAGUAGAGCUCCGGUAUCCAUCUUAGCUUUUUAUAUGUCAUCAUAACUGAGAAACUUGACGUGCCUCUGCUUCACCAGCCUUCUUCGCCAUGGCUUCUCAAUCUCUCAACGUAUAUAGUCCUUUAACAAGGCAGGUGAAGGGCGAUAUCGUUCCAGUCUUCUCUAAGGCUCUGGUAACCGGUGAUCGAAGGCAAAAACAUGGAAGGGUCAUUCUUUCACUUGGCAGGGUCAUCUGUUCGGCUGUACAAGAGUCUUCCGCUGCCGCCGUUACUGAUAAAAAGGAAGCAGAGCCAGCGGCAAAGGCACCAGCACCGGCAGUAAAGAAAGCUCCUGAGAAGCCCAAGAAACCCCUUCCAAAGCCUCUGCCACAGCUGAUGGAAGAAGAUUUGAUUCCUUCACUGAAAGCUACUCUUGAGGCUCAGGAGGAUGUAUCACAGAUUGAACUCUCCUUUCGUGACAACAGGUUGGAGGGUUCCUUUCUUCAGAAAGACAUUCCCUACAAUUUUUGGGCUUUCUUCCCAAAUGGAGAGCUAACAGGUCCUAAAGCGUUUUCUUUAUCCUCAUAUGGCUAUGAGGCCAGUACUGUUGAGCCCUUCUUGAUUGAUGAAAGGAGAGUCUCAGCCCAACUUGUGGUCUUUUGGAUUCGGAAGAGAUUGGCAGCUCAAGGAAUCCUCCCCGUCUGGGAAGAAUAGAUGUAUAGUGGGACUGAGUAUAGUAUUUGCCCACAUCACAUGGGAUCAUGACAACAUUUGCAUACCUUCCUCUGUAUUGGCAAUGCCAUAAAGCUCAUUUACUGUAACAACCUAGACUAAUGGAUUCACAGUCAUUUGGCUCAAUCAUCUAUUUUGGUGACUCCAUCACUUGCGACGAAAAAAUUAUUAAACUGUACAAUACAUUCUACAUUAGUGUAAAACUCAGUUCCAUUGUUUUU
Molecule: messenger RNA, 1060 nt
Organism: Elaeis guineensis (African oil palm)
Lineage: Eukaryota; Viridiplantae; Streptophyta; Magnoliopsida; Arecales; Arecaceae
Source: RefSeq, a predicted model, not a curated record